AGGCGGACACGUGGCAGAAGAAGCGGCGGCGGCGGCGGCAGCAGCCUGGGCGGCGGCAUCGUCCCUCCCGCUCCUCGGCAGCCCUAGCUCCCUCCUCUCGGCUCCCCCGGCCCCGCUCGCUCGGCCGGGAGCUGCUUCCCGUUCUCCCCGCUCUCCAGCCGCAGGACCGCGCGCCGGGCGCAGAGCACCGCCACCAUGGGGAAGGGGGUUGGACGUGAUAAAUAUGAACCCGCAGCGGUUUCAGAACAAGGCGACAAAAAGAGCAGGAAGGCCAAGAAAGACAGGGAUAUGGAUGAACUGAAGAAAGAAGUUUCUAUGGAUGAUCAUAAACUUAGCCUUGAUGAACUUCAUCGUAAAUAUGGAACAGACUUGAGCCGAGGCUUAACCUCUGCUCGGGCUGCUGAGAUCCUGGCCCGAGAUGGUCCUAAUUCCCUCACACCCCCUCCCACUACUCCUGAAUGGGUCAAAUUCUGCCGGCAACUAUUUGGGGGCUUCUCGAUGUUACUGUGGAUUGGAGCAAUUCUUUGCUUCUUGGCUUAUGGCAUUGAAAGCUUAAGCAUGGAAGAGGGACCUUCAAAUGAUAAUCUGUACCUUGGUGUUGUGCUGUCUGCUGUCGUCAUCAUAACUGGCUGUUUCUCCUACUAUCAAGAAGCUAAAAGUUCAAAGAUUAUGGAUUCUUUCAAAAACAUGGUCCCUCAGCAAGCUCUCGUGAUUCGAAAUGGUGAGAAAAUGAGCAUAAAUGCAGAGGACGUUGUAGUUGGGGAUCUGGUGGAAGUAAAAGGAGGAGACCGAAUCCCUGCUGAUCUCAGAAUCAUAUCUGCAAAUGGCUGCAAGGUGGAUAACUCCUCCCUCACUGGUGAAUCAGAACCCCAAACUAGGUCUCCAGAUUUCACAAAUGAAAAUCCCUUAGAGACCAGAAACAUUGCCUUUUUUUCAACCAAUUGUGUUGAAGGCACUGCUCGUGGCAUUGUUGUGUACACUGGGGACCGCACUGUGAUGGGAAGAAUUGCUACCCUGGCUUCUGGACUAGAAGGAGGCCAGACACCCAUUGCUGCAGAAAUUGAACAUUUUAUCCACAUAAUCACGGGUGUGGCUGUGUUCUUGGGUGUUUCCUUCUUCAUCCUCUCGCUGAUCCUCGAGUACACCUGGCUUGAAGCAGUCAUCUUCCUCAUUGGCAUCAUCGUAGCCAAUGUGCCGGAAGGUUUGCUGGCCACCGUCACGGUGUGUCUGACGCUUACUGCCAAACGCAUGGCAAGGAAGAACUGCUUGGUGAAGAAUUUAGAAGCUGUGGAGACUUUGGGGUCCACAUCUACCAUCUGCUCAGAUAAAACUGGAACUCUGACUCAGAACCGAAUGACAGUGGCCCACAUGUGGUUUGACAAUCAAAUCCAUGAAGCUGAUACAACAGAGAAUCAGAGUGGUGUCUCCUUCGACAAGACCUCAGCUACCUGGCUUGCUCUGUCCAGAAUUGCAGGUCUUUGUAACAGGGCAGUGUUUCAGGCUAACCAGGAAAAUGUACCUAUUCUUAAGCGGGCAGUUGCAGGAGAUGCCUCUGAGUCAGCACUGUUGAAAUGCAUUGAGCUCUGCUGCGGCUCUGUGAAUGAGAUGAGAGACAGAUAUGCUAAGAUUGUCGAGAUUCCGUUCAACUCCACUAACAAGUAUCAGUUGUCCAUUCAUAAGAACCCCAACACGAAUGAGCCACGACACUUGUUGGUGAUGAAGGGUGCUCCUGAAAGGAUCCUGGACCGCUGCAGCUCCAUCCUCCUCCAUGGCAAGGAACAGCCCCUGGACGAGGAGCUGAAGGAUGCAUUUCAGAAUGCCUAUCUGGAGCUGGGUGGCCUUGGAGAGCGAGUGCUGGGUUUCUGCCACCUUCUUCUGCCAGAUGAACAGUUUCCCGAAGGGUUCCAGUUUGACACUGAUGAAGUGAAUUUCCCCCUGGAUAACCUCUGCUUUGUUGGACUCAUCUCCAUGAUCGACCCCCCUCGAGCGGCCGUUCCUGAUGCCGUGGGCAAAUGUCGAAGCGCUGGAAUUAAGGUCAUCAUGGUCACGGGCGACCAUCCAAUCACAGCGAAAGCCAUUGCCAAAGGUGUGGGCAUCAUCUCAGAGGGCAAUGAGACUGUAGAAGACAUUGCUGCCCGCCUCAACAUCCCAGUGAGCCAGGUGAACCCGAGAGAUGCCAAGGCCUGUGUCUUACACGGCAGUGAUCUGAAGGACAUGACCUCAGAGCAACUGGAUGACAUUUUGAAGCACCACACUGAGAUUGUGUUUGCCAGAACAUCCCCUCAGCAGAAGCUUAUCAUUGUGGAAGGCUGCCAGAGACAGGGUGCUAUUGUAGCCGUGACUGGUGAUGGUGUCAAUGACUCUCCAGCUUUGAAGAAAGCAGACAUUGGGGUUGCUAUGGGGAUUGCUGGCUCUGAUGUGUCUAAACAAGCUGCUGACAUGAUUCUUUUGGAUGACAACUUUGCCUCAAUUGUGACUGGAGUAGAAGAAGGUCGUCUGAUCUUUGAUAACUUGAAGAAAUCCAUUGCCUAUACCCUAACUAGUAACAUUCCAGAGAUCACCCCCUUCCUGAUAUUUAUUAUUGCAAACAUUCCACUACCACUGGGGACCGUCACAAUCCUCUGCAUUGAUUUAGGUACUGACAUGGUCCCUGCCAUCUCACUGGCAUAUGAGCAAGCUGAGAGUGACAUCAUGAAGAGACAACCCAGAAACCCCAAAACUGACAAGCUCGUGAAUGAGCGGUUGAUCAGCAUGGCCUAUGGACAGAUUGGUAUGAUCCAGGCCCUGGGGGGCUUCUUCACUUACUUUGUGAUUCUGGCUGAGAAUGGCUUCCUUCCAAUUCACCUGUUGGGCCUCCGUGUGGACUGGGAUGACCGCUGGAUCAAUGAUAUGGAAGACAGCUACGGGCAGCAAUGGACCUACGAGCAGAGGAAAAUCGUGGAGUUCACCUGCCACACAGCCUUCUUCGUCAGUAUUGUGGUGGUGCAGUGGGCUGACUUGAUCAUCGGGAAGGUGCCAGCCCUCCUCAGCUCGCAGAAGCCCAGGCAUGCUUUAUUCUUGUUAUGUGCACCCAAA
Cavia porcellus (domestic guinea pig) is the source of this 3075-nucleotide messenger RNA. It is a transcript of the gene Atp1a1, whose product is annotated as ATPase Na+/K+ transporting subunit alpha 1. Gene Ontology annotation, biological process: intracellular sodium ion homeostasis; potassium ion import across plasma membrane; intracellular potassium ion homeostasis. Gene Ontology annotation, molecular function: P-type sodium:potassium-exchanging transporter activity; ATP binding; ATP hydrolysis activity. The record is from RefSeq and is marked provisional. Gene Ontology annotation, cellular component: sarcolemma; sodium:potassium-exchanging ATPase complex. NCBI's taxonomy places the organism in Eukaryota, Metazoa, Chordata, Mammalia, Rodentia, Caviidae.